AUGUCCAAGGACCUCAAUCCGAAAACGACCUCCUACGAGUUUCUGGGUCCUCCAGGAGCACUGUUCAUCACCCUCGCGGUCCCAAUCACGACUUACGCGCUUUACUUUGGAUGCUCUGAGGCGUCGGGAGGGUGCCCGCCACCCAACUUCUCCCAAUGGUCACCAAUAAUCUCAAGGUCCUUGUCUAAUUCUGAGUGGUGGAAGGGGCUUUGGGACACUGAAGCUGCCCUCAUUUACCUCGCUUGGUACGCGUUUUGCGUCGCGACAUGGGGUAUUCUGCCUGGAGACAAAGUCGACGGUGUGGUGAUGCGCGAUGGGCAGAAGAAGCAAUACAAAAUCAAUGCCUUUGCUACUUUCUUGUGCGCCAUGGGCGUGACCUCGGGUAUCAUUAUUCGAUAUGGACCCCAAUCCUUCACUUUCUUCUACGACAAAUGGCUCGGAUUCGUGACCGCCUCGAUUGCUAUGUCAGUAUUCCAAGCCCUCUACGUUUACAUCGCGUCUUUCAAGGCAGGGAAGCUACUGGCCCUAGGUGGAAAUUCUGGGAAUUUCAUCUAUGAUUUCUUCAUUGGACGUGAAUUGAACCCUUCCAUUGGUUCCUUCGACAUCAAGUCCUUCAACGAGCUUCGUCCUGGACUUAUCUUAUGGGCGCUCAUUGACGUUGGCAUGGCCUGUGAGCAGGCUACGCGUCGUGGCGGCCUUGACAAGAUCACCGACUCCAUGUGGCUCGUCCUCGCGUUCCAGAUUUGGUACGUUGCAGAUGCGUUAUAUAACGAGACUGCCAUCUUCACCACAAUGGACAUCACCACCGAUGGUUUCGGCUUCAUGCUUUCCGUCGGUGACCUUGCUUGGGUUCCCUUUGUCUACUCUCUGCAAGCCCGCUACCUCGCGUUUAACCACGUGGAACUCGGCCCAGUGAAAGUCGCUUUGAUUUUGAUCGUCAACCUCACUGGUUACUACAUCUUCAGAGACUCGAAUGGCGAGAAGAAUGAUUUCAGGAAUGGAAAGAACCCAAAGAACUUGAAGUUCUUUACUACGAAGAGCGGUUCCAAAUUGCUUACAUCGGGCUGGUGGGGUCGCUCAAGACACCCGAAUUACCUCGGCGAUGUCCUCAUGGCUCUCGCAUGGUCUCUACCCACCGAGUUCAAUACCCCCAUCACAUACUUCUACGUUAUCUACUUCUCCGUCCUCCUCAUCCAUAGGCAGCGAAGAGACGACGAGAACUGCGAAAAGAAAUAUGGCGAAGACUGGGAGAAGUACAAGAAGAUGGUUCCCUAUCGCAUUAUACCUUACAUUUACUAA
This is a messenger RNA of Pleurotus ostreatus (oyster mushroom), 1299 nucleotides long. Its product is annotated as erg24, C-14 sterol reductase. Gene Ontology annotation, molecular function: Delta14-sterol reductase activity. Gene Ontology annotation, cellular component: endoplasmic reticulum membrane. Gene Ontology annotation, biological process: ergosterol biosynthetic process. The transcript is spliced from 7 exons. The record is from RefSeq and is a predicted model, not a curated record. Lineage: Eukaryota; Fungi; Basidiomycota; Agaricomycetes; Agaricales; Pleurotaceae. The coding region runs from base 1 to 1299 and encodes 432 amino acids.